AACCGCAGCUGGUCCAAUUUCCAAACUCACCCACCAGCGUCCAGACACCCACUCCAUUCCCAAAAAGCUUCUUCAUCUCCUUCAUCUUCCUGCUUGAUCGCUCGUCCUCUGUGAAUUCCCUAUAAAUUCUAUAUCUAUUCUCUAUCAAUUAGUACCCAAAAAUGGCUUUGAGGAAUAGGAAAUUUUGUCAGGGUACGAUAAUGGAAGGGUUAAUCGGGUGGUCUCGAUUCUACAGUUCGAAUUCGAAGGUGGACUUGAAGAAACUGAGACCAAUGAUUCUGAAGAGGAUUGAGAAUAGGUCAAAGGACUACCCAGUGAAAGCCAUGGUCCCUGUUGCGCAAGAUGUCCUCAAGGCCAGAGCUCUCCUCAUCCAAGGCGUCUCCACUCUCCUCCAACUCAUCCCCGUCUUGUCCUGCAAAUUUUGUCCAGAAGUAUAUAUUGGUGAGCAAGGCCAUCUAAUUCGGACUUGCUGUGGUUACAGGCGUCACGCCAAGCACCACAUUCAUGAAUGGAUCAACGGGAGACUGAGUGACAUUCUUGUCCCUGUAGAAACUUUUCACCUAGAUAAAAUGUUCCAAGGUGUAAUUAGACACAACCAAAGAUUUGAUUUUGAUCGUGUCCCCGCAGUUCUUGAGCUUUGCUGGCAGGCAGGGGCUGAUCCAUAUGAUGACAGUCUAAACCCUAGUUGGAAUUUGGAGAGUGUUGGAGGUGGAGCCACUGGUGCUGAAUAUUUGUCUCCAGAUGAUCUUAGAUUGGUAGCCAUUGGAACUUUGAAGGCCUGGGAGUUGGUUAGGUCUGGGGUGCAAAAGCUAUUGAUGGUUUAUCCGGCAAAGGUUUGUAAGUACUGCGGUGAAGUUCAUGUGGGGCCAUCUGGACACAAAGCUCGGCUUUGUGGGGUGUUUAAGUUUGAGAGUUGGCGUGGGACCCACGUUUGGAAGAAGGCAGAGGUGGAUGAUUUGGUCCCUCCGAAGAUCGUAUGGUACAGACGGCCUCAAGAUCCUCCAGUUCUUCUGGAUGAAGGACGAGAGUUUUAUGGGCAUGCCCCGGCAGUGUUGGAUCUGUGUGUAAAGGCUGGUGCUGUUGCGCCAUCCAAAUAUUUCUGUAUGAUGAAAGUGCAAGGUUUAACAGCACCUGUUUUGAGUUAAACCUGGAUGCUUUAGUAUUUGUUUUUGUCAGCGAGGUUGGUUUCGUGAUACUCAGCACAAAAUGAGGAGACCUCACAAUUUCUCCUUCAAACUGGAGCUCGCUCAACUCACUUUUUCACAAGGCUGAAAGGUGUUGUGGUACAUCUCAGUAAGCGAUGCACUAUCUUUGCAUUUAAUUAGAAAAUAUAAUCGUACAUGUUGAUCUUUAUUGUAUUGUUUUUUCUUUUUUAACAAUAACACUAAAUUGAGUUCACAAUUUUUACUUUGUAUACAUGUAUUUUAAUUGUCUCUGGUCUGGGCCAUUGUUCUGUUUCUGUGAGACGGAAUUUAUUGUGCUGAUCUUUCUCCCAGAUAUUGAAUUAUUUAAUAAAUCUGAGGAUGUUCACAAUGGUUAUUUAUUUA
Camellia sinensis is the source of this 1547-nucleotide messenger RNA. It is a transcript of the gene APO4, whose product is annotated as APO RNA-binding protein (DUF794). Gene Ontology annotation, molecular function: RNA binding. NCBI's taxonomy places the organism in Eukaryota, Viridiplantae, Streptophyta, Magnoliopsida, Ericales, Theaceae. The record is from RefSeq and is a predicted model, not a curated record.